Messenger RNA from Paramecium pentaurelia, 489 nucleotides. NCBI's taxonomy places the organism in Eukaryota, Ciliophora, Oligohymenophorea, Peniculida, Parameciidae. The record is from the annotation of a GenBank genome assembly.
AUGGCUUAGUAGAAAGAAAAGAAUAAAAUUAAGAUUAAUCAUAAAUAAAGGUAAGGUGAUUGGAUUUGUAGUAAUUGCAAUAAUAUGAAUUUUGCAUUUAGAGACUCUUGCAAUCGAUGUCAUAAUAUAAAGAAUAUCAAACAUAAAGAGAAUAAUGGAUUCAAAUCUGCCCUUUUUUUAACUGAGAGUAAUGGAGAUAUACCUCCUAUUUCAGAUAGAUCAAAUAAAUCAUCAGGAGAAAGGAAUAAUAUUGGAAAUAAUAAAUUUUCAUUUGAUAAAUUACCUUCUAUAGAACCAAUUUUAAAAUAGAUGACUAAAGAAAUAUGUAUAAUAAUCUAUUAAAAUAUGAAGAACCAAAAUAUGAUUACUUUGAGUUUGAAUGGCAAUGUAAAUAAUGCUUAUAGAUUAAUUAAUACUAUAAAAUAAAUUGUAUUUAAUGUGGAGUUUAAAGUCUUAGAAAGUCUACAAUUUGAUCUAUAACUAUUUUGA